AUGCCGCCCCAUCUACAUCCCAAGUCUCGGUCAACGAGCACCCUCUUCGCCGGAACCCUCCUCGCAUCGCUCGUAGUGGUCGGCAUGCCACACCUCUUCCCCUGUCCCGCCCCACGACGUACCUUCGCCGAUUCAGAAAUGACAAUCACAGCCGAUGGGCAACAAGUACCACGUAUCCGGCGGCGCCGGCGGAAAGAUGUCGAGCUGGACUCCGAAUCUGCACGCCCAGGCUACCCGACACCAGCGGGCACCGUGGACGAGGAGGUGUCUACAUUCUUCCAGAUGGAAGAGGAAGCAGAAAAGCUGGCACGCGUCGGCCACGAGUGUCCCGUACCAAAGCCCAAGGGUGUCAUUGGGGAAUUGCUUGGGUUCCGCAAUGCGCGUGGGAGUGAGUCCUCCCAGACACAGGCCAGUGGAACGGCGGAUGGUGGCCGGUAG
Molecule: messenger RNA, 438 nt
Organism: Penicillium daleae
Lineage: Eukaryota; Fungi; Ascomycota; Eurotiomycetes; Eurotiales; Aspergillaceae
Exons: 1
Coding region: 1-438 (145 amino acids)
Biological process (GO): mitochondrial respiratory chain complex IV assembly
Cellular component (GO): mitochondrial matrix
Source: RefSeq, a predicted model, not a curated record